This is a messenger RNA of Symbiodinium pilosum, 1713 nucleotides long. NCBI's taxonomy places the organism in Eukaryota, Dinophyceae, Suessiales, Symbiodiniaceae. The record is from the annotation of a GenBank genome assembly.
AUGACCAUUGCAACGUGCCUUCAGGGCUCAAAGCGGCUUUCGUCCAGCAAGUCAAUCAUGGCGUUGCCCUGUCCACUUGGACUGCGUUGUUGGCUGCCCUUCCUUUUUGCGCCUCAGGUGCUAGGACUUGAAAAGCCCCACAUUCUGUUUGUCCUGGUGGAUGACCUGGGCUGGGCAGACGCUGGAUUCAAUCGGGCCGAACCUGAUCCAGAAGUUGUUACUCCAAAUUUGAAUAGCUUAGCGGCUGCUGGAAUCCACCUUCGCCGACACUAUGUGCAUUCUAUGUGCACGCCUACCCGGACCAGCGUCCAGUCUGGCAGGCUGCCAGUCCACGUCAACACUCGUUUGGGCGAUGUUUGUGAUGACGACACUGGCAUCCCAUACAACAUGACUGGAGUGGCGGAAAAAAUGAGACAGGCCGGAUACAGGACGCACUUCGCAGGAAAAUGGGAUGCAGGCAUGUCUACUCCACGCCACUCACCGCAUGGUCGCGGAUAUGAUACAAGCCUGCAUUACUUCUCGCACAAGAACGACUUCUACAACCAAGGCAAUAUGCAAACCUGCUGUGAGUCUGACAGGUCAAUUGUAGACUUCUGGCGCACGGACCGGGCAGCAUCUGAUGUGAAUGGCACAGACUAUUCAGAGUUCCUCUACAGGAACGAGCUGCUUUCCAUCGUGCAGCAGCAUGACGUCAGCCUACCCCUCUUCUUGUUCUACGCUCCGCAUGUUGCACAUUGCCCCCUGCAGGUUCCGGAGCGGUACUACAACAACUUUAGCUGGAUGUCGGACGAUGAGGACCAGUGCCGUCAGCAGACCGUAAAAAGUGAGCAUCCAAUCGAUCCAUCGAAUUUGGACUUGGAAUACAAGUGCCGACAGCAGCAUGCAGCAAUGGUCAUGCUAAUGGAUGAAGUAGUGGGAGAUGUCGCUUCUGCACUCAAGGCCAGGGGGAUGUGGGACAGUACUCUUAUGAUCUUUUCCUCCGACAAUGGUGGACCAGUGAGACUGGCAGAGAAUGCAGCAAACAACUGGCCUUUGCGUGGUGGAAAGUACAGCCAAUUUGAGGGUGGAAUACGGGCAGCGGCUUUUGUCUCUGGGGGUGUUCUUCCCCCCCAAGUGCUUGGCACAAGCAAGGGCGGCAUCAUUCACAUAGCGGACUGGUAUGGAACCCUGUGCAGUCUUGCAGGCAUUGACGCCUUCGAUGAUCGCGCAGCAGCUGCGGGCCUGCCUCCAGUUGACUCGUUGAAUGUUUGGCCUUACCUCACUGGGACAAGUGCUCGCUCUCCACGCUCGACAGUCCCAGUAGGCAAGAGUUGCCUCAUUUCGGAAAAUUGGAAGCUCAUCACGGCCGCCACGCAGCCAGGCUUUUGGCAAGGACCCCGCUUUCCAAACAGCAGUUCUGUUGAGCUGCAGGCGCCAGCAUGCUCCGGUGGUUGUCUUUUUGAUGUGGAGCAGGACCCAACAGAGCAAGUGAAUCUUUAUCAGGAGAGGCCGGAUGUGGUGGAAAGCAUGUCAUCACAGCUGGAGGAACUCAAGGAGGCAUUCUUCGAGAACAACGACAAGUUUGUAAAGAGUUGUCCAGAAAAUGUGAUCAACUGUGCUUGCUGGUUGGCACACCAUCGCUAUGGAGGCUUCUUGGGCCCCUACGCCUUGCUGGACGGUUUGGCCGACACGCCUGACAAGCCUGGGCUUGCAAUUGCAUCAUUUUCAAUUUGA